CCUCACUCUGUCUCUCUCUCGCUCUCGCUCUCGCUCUCGCUUUCGCUUAUUAUUACUCGCCAAUAUUAUUAUUUGUUUAUUACAUUUAUUAUUUUCCCCUGUCUGAGAACUGCCUCUCCCUGCUCUAUUAAUCCCGUUCUAGGGUUCCGACUCUCCAGGCGUUCCGGCGACCCCGCGCUUUCCGGCUACUUCUCCGGCUCCGGUGUUCUUAUUCCGGUCCCGUGUCAGAAUCCGGUUGCAUUUUCGGAGCUCGAUACCUCUGCUUUCUUUGAUUUUUAGUUGCAGAGAUUGCCGGCCUGGGGCCUCUGCAUUUAUCUGAGCGAAUCCUCCUCCUCCUCCUGUUUUUAAACGCCGAAAAAUUGGAGGAAGUAGAUACUGGUUUACGAUUCCCGAGCAGCGAAUCCGAGAGUUUUUCGUUCGCUCAUUGUGUAAAAUUGCUCGGACAUUGUCUGUGCUCUCUCUCUGUGUCCAGAAUCUUUUUUUUUUUUUCAUCUUUAAGUUCGUUUUGCUGAUAGAUUAACGGAUAAUUUGAGAGCUCUGCUGCGCGUCACUUAGCUGCAGCUGUAGUUUGGUUUUCUCCAGCUUGUACAAUUUCAGUCUAAUAUUGGUAUUGAUUUGUUGUAGGGGCAAGAAAUUUCGCCUUUUCAGCUUCUGUUGUGUUCCCAUUUACAUAUAUACUUCUCUCGUUAUCCGUUUUGAUUUUUCAGCUGUGCUUCAGUUGAGCCCCUUCGAAUGGCUUCUUGGAAUUUUUGAAUCGCUGGGGACUGAAUUGAAAAUGCUGCUUAACCUCCUGGUUUUUCUUCUCAUUGCUCGGGCGGUGGGUGGAGACUGGAACCCGUCACUGAACGACGACGUUCUAGGGCUGAUCGCCUUCAAGGCGGACCUUCAAGACCCUGAAGGUAAGCUCGUAUCGUGGAACGAGGACGAUGAGAACUCCUGCAAUUGGGUUGGGGUAAAAUGCGGUGAUCCCCAAACCAACCGGGUCACUGAGCUCGUCCUUCAGGGUUUCUCUCUUUCGGGUCGGAUCGGCCGAAGCCUCCUGAAAUUGCAGUUCCUCCGAACACUAUCCCUAGCCGACAACAACUUCACGGGUUCCAUACACCCUAGUCUGGGUCGCCUUAGCAGCCUUCAAGUUCUUGACUUCAGUGCUAAUGAUCUCUCGGGAUCAAUACCGAAUGAGUUCUUUCAGCAAUGUGGGUCUUUGCGGGCUGUUUCAUUUGCAAGAAACAAUCUUUCAGGGCCGAUUCCGGAUUCUCUAAGCUCCUGCUCGGCGAUAGAGGAGGUUGAUUUCUCUUCUAACUGGCUUUCUGGCCCGUUGCCUUCUGGGAUUUGGUGGAUGAAGGGGCUUCGAUCUCUCGAUUUGUCGUAUAAUUUGCUUCAUGGUGAGAUUCCGGGAGGAAUCGAAAAUUUAUAUAAUUUGAGUGCAAUUAAUUUAGGGAAGAACAGGUUCUCUGGGCAGCUGCUCGAGGGCAUGGGAAGCUGUUUGUAUCUGAAAUCAAUUGAUUUUAGUGAGAAUUCUUUUUCCGGUAACCUGCCAGAGUCAAUGCGCAAACUUAGUAUGUGCACUUCUCUAAAUUUAAAUGGAAAUUCAUUGUCAGGUGAAGUCCCUGAUUGGAUUGGAGAAUUGAGUAGCCUUGAGACUCUGGAUAUUUCCGCAAAUAGAUUUUCAGGUCAGAUUCCGAAUUCAAUAGGAAGUCUUCAAAAAUUGAAGGAAUUGAACUUAUCCAUGAAUCAGUUUGUUCAGAUUUUGCCGGAGGCGAUGGCCAAUUGCAUUAGCCUGUUGGAUUUGGAUAUUAGCCAGAAUAUGUUGACGGGUAAUAUUCCGGCAUGGAUUUUUAAGUUGGGCUUAAGGAGCAUGCUGCUUUCGGGAAACAGGCUCACUGGAAGCAUCGAAUAUCCUGCUCUCCCAUCAAUGGAGACCUCAUAUCAAAGCCUUCAGGUUUUGGAUUUGUCUGCAAAUGCAUUAUCGGGCAGAAUACCACUCUAUAUGGGUAAUUUUAGCAGCUUGCUGUCCUUGAAUGUGUCCUGGAACUUUCUUAGUGGUCCUAUUCCAGUGAGCUUAGGUGACUUAAAAACGACUCAUGUUCUCGAUUUGAGUAACAAUUGGCUGAAUGGAAGCAUUCCAUCUGAAAUUGGAGGAGUCAUUUCAUUGAAGGAACUAAGGCUGGAGAGGAACUUCCUAAGUGGAACAAUUCCAACGCAGAUUGAGAAGUGCUCAUCUCUUUCCUCUUUGAAUCUAUCUCGAAACAAUAUCACAGGACCGAUUCCUGUGGCCAUUGCAAACCUCACCAAUCUCCAGAUUGUAGACUUGUCUUCAAACAACCUCUCUGGAAGCCUACCCAAAGAGCUGACAAAUCUUUCUCGCCUUCUCAUCUUUAACAUAUCUCACAACAACUUCCAAGGUGAACUACCUCUUGGUGGCUUCUUCAACACCAUCCCCUCCUCAUCAGUAUCUGACAAUCCAUCUUUAUGUGGUUCUAUUGUCAAACGCUCCUGCCCGUCUGUCCAUCCCAAGCCCAUCGUCCUUAAUCCAAACUCUUCUUCAGACUCCAGUGGGCACCCAUUCUCACCAAAUCCUCAACACAAGAGGAUCAUACUCAGCAUUUCAGCUCUCAUUGCGAUCGGUGCAGCUGUUUUCAUUGCCAUUGGUGUGGCAGCCAUUACUGUCCUCAAUAUCCAUGUCCGUUCUUCUAUGUCGCGCUCUGCUGCUGCUGUCACUUUAUCUGGUGGGGACGAUUUCAGCUGUUCUCCCACCACUGAUGGCAACUAUGGAAAACUUGUUAUGUUCUCUGGUGAUGCGGACUUUGUUGCUGGGGCACAUGCACUGCUAAACAAGGACUGUGAACUUGGUCGUGGUGGGUUUGGGGCUGUUUACCGAGCAAUCCUUCGAGAUGGGCGCUCAGUUGCCAUCAAGAAGCUCACUGUCUCCGGCUUGAUCAAAUCCCAAGAAGAGUUUGAGAGGGAAGUGAAGAAACUUGGAAAGAUCAGGCACCAAAAUCUUGUCGCACUUGAAGGGUAUUACUGGACCCCAUCCCUGCAACUCCUCAUUUAUGAAUACAUCUCCUGUGGGAGUCUGUACAAGCAUCUUCACGAGGAAUCAGGCCAAAACUGCCUUUCUUGGCGGCAGAGGUUCAGCAUAGUUCUUGGUAUGGCAAAAGGCUUGGCCCAUUUGCACCAAUUGAAUGUAAUUCACUAUAAUCUCAAAUCAACUAAUAUUUUGAUAGACAGCUCUGGUGAACCAAAGGUGGGAGAUUUUGGUCUGGCUAGGCUAUUGCCCAUGUUGGACCAUUAUGUUUUGAGCAGCAAGAUUCAGAGUGCACUUGGCUACAUGGCUCCUGAGUUUGCUUGCCGAACAGUGAAGAUAACUGAGAAGUGUGAUGUAUAUGGGUUUGGGAUCCUGGUUCUCGAGGUGGUGACAGGGAAGAGGCCUGUAGAAUAUAUGGAGGACGAUGUGGUGGUGCUUUGUGAGAUGGUGAGGGGAUCACUGGAGGUCGGAAGGGUGGAGGAGUGUGUCGAUGUGAGGCUGCAGAGGAAUUUUCCGGCAGAUGAGGCAAUCCCAUUGAUAAAGCUUGGUUUGAUAUGUGCAUCUCAGGUGCCAUCGAACCGGCCAGAUAUGGGAGAGGUGGUCAAUAUUUUAGAGAUGAUCCAAUGUCCUUCAGAAGGCCAGGAUUUGGAAUGAGUUUUAACUUGUAGAGAUUGGAAAAAGCAAAAUAUAUAUAAUGGGUUUUCCGGCGAAGUGGAAUCCGGUAUGUCCUGCUAGUAGAAGAAGAAGAAGAUUGUUGAAGGUUCUUUUUUCGACCUUCUUUCUGUUUGUUGUUUUGUGUUUUUCGGUUUCUGUUUGUAGUUCUGUUGCAGUUAAUCUUACCGGAUUCCUUUUCACCGGUUCCAAUUUGGGGACCCUUUUGGAUAUUGUUCUGAUGAUGAUAUUUCUUUCUAUAAACCACAGCUGCUGAAUCUGUUUUGUGUGUUU
Molecule: messenger RNA, 3970 nt
Organism: Malania oleifera
Lineage: Eukaryota; Viridiplantae; Streptophyta; Magnoliopsida; Santalales; Ximeniaceae
Product: probable LRR receptor-like serine/threonine-protein kinase IRK
Exons: 2
Coding region: 776-3679 (967 amino acids)
Biological process (GO): protein phosphorylation
Molecular function (GO): protein binding; protein kinase activity; ATP binding
Source: RefSeq, a predicted model, not a curated record